Molecule: messenger RNA, 384 nt
Organism: Aspergillus chevalieri
Lineage: Eukaryota; Fungi; Ascomycota; Eurotiomycetes; Eurotiales; Aspergillaceae
Exons: 2
Coding region: 1-384 (127 amino acids)
Source: RefSeq, a predicted model, not a curated record
AUGAAGCGUUUUCCAAAUGGAAAUUCCGCUCUCAGGGCGUUUGAAAGUCUAGAGGCAAUGACGGUACCCACCCACGAUGCCGUCGUGGGCGUUGCCUUAUUGUCGAAUACUGGACAAUGUUCACAUCUACGUGGUCGCGCGCGAGGUAACACGCUUGCUGAAGGAUUUCUUCUGAAUGAUGAUGGCGCUGGUCGCUUCUUCAGGUUUGAUUUGGUGGCUGACCCGCUUGAUGUGGCAAACGCUUUCUUGGAUAGCGAUCUUGACAAUGAAGUCUAUGUGAAGAUGCCUCCUGGUAGUCAGGCUAGCGUAACUAAGAUUCUGGCCAGAGUUAUGUCCACGACUACCGAAACUGUCGUUACGAUUUCAACAGACCAGGGCGCAUAG